Molecule: messenger RNA, 1320 nt
Organism: Aethina tumida (small hive beetle)
Lineage: Eukaryota; Metazoa; Arthropoda; Insecta; Coleoptera; Nitidulidae
Gene: ND-39
Product: NADH dehydrogenase [ubiquinone] 1 alpha subcomplex subunit 9, mitochondrial
Exons: 5
Coding region: 50-1243 (397 amino acids)
Cellular component (GO): mitochondrion
Molecular function (GO): protein-containing complex binding
Source: RefSeq, a predicted model, not a curated record
UUUGAAACUGCUGUCGAACCGAAAGUUAUGUCAAAGUAAUUUGACAAAAAUGUCUGUAGUAUUCACCACUGGUUCGCAGCUGUUAAAGCAGCAAACUGGAAUAUUCGGCAUUGCUUGUGUGCGGUUGAAUAACUACAGCAGCGACAACAAAGCCCUAAACUUGGCCAGCUUAAAACGAGGUACCGGCGGCAGGAGCAGUUUCAAUGGUGUUGUUGCAACUGUGUUUGGAGCCAGUGGUUUCCUUGGCCGAUAUGUUUGCAAUAAACUUGGGAAAAUUGGCUCACAAGUCAUUAUCCCAUACAGAGGUGAUGGUUAUGAAGUAAUGAGAUUGAAAUUGGUGGGUGACCUAGGUCAAGUAUUUUUCCAUCCUUUCGAUCUAAGAGAUGAAACCUCAAUAAGAAAGGCAAUCAAGUAUUCCAAUGUUGUUAUCAAUUUGGUGGGCAGAGAUUGGGAGACCAAGAACUUCAAGUUCAAGGAUGUCCAUGUUGAUGGGGCCCGCAGAUUGGCCAGAUUGGCUAAGGAAGCUGGAGUUGAAAGAUUCAUUCAUGUGAGUGCUUUGAACUGUGCUGAACAUCCCACCUCUUACAUUCUCAAGGGAGGCUCCAAAUUUUUAUCAAGCAAGUACCAGGGAGAACAAGCUGUUUUGGAGGAAUUUCCCUGUGCUACUAUUCUUAGGCCUUCUGAUAUUUAUGGUCAAGAGGAUAGAUUUGUGAGAUAUUACACACACAUUUGGAGGAGAGUGGGACAGUAUUUGCCAUUGUUGGACAAAGGUGAAAGGACAAUAAAACAACCUGUCCAUGUCAGUGAUGUUGCUGCAGCUAUUAUUGCAGCUAUCAAAGAACCUGAUACUGCUGGACAAAUCUACCAAGCUGUUGGUCCAAAAAGAUACUAUUUGUCGGAACUCGUAGAUUACUUCUUCCGUGUGAUGAGGAGAGACACGGAUUACGGCUACAAACGCUACGACAUGCGUUGGGAUCCUCUGUUCAAAAUGCGCGUCACACUGACCGAAAAACUCUCGCCUAACUUCCCCAUUGGUAAUCUACACUGGGAGAAAAUCGAAAGAGAACACCUCACUGACGAGGUCGUAUCCGAUAUUCCAACCCUCGAGGAUUUGGGAAUCAAUCUGACGACUGUAGAAAAUCAAAUGCCUUGGGAACUGAAACCAUGGACUUAUGGUCUGUACCAUGGAGUGGAUGCUGAUGAACCAUUUGCUCCUCCAGAACCACCAAAAGCUGUCGUUUAGAUUAUUUAAAUUUGUAUAUUAACUUGUCAAGAAUCCAUUGUAUCAGAUGUAUAUAAGUAAUAAAAGAAAACUACAGA